Molecule: messenger RNA, 2389 nt
Organism: Mauremys reevesii (Reeves's turtle)
Lineage: Eukaryota; Metazoa; Chordata; Testudines; Geoemydidae
Gene: RERGL
Product: RERG like
Exons: 5
Coding region: 191-805 (204 amino acids)
Molecular function (GO): GTPase activity; GTP binding
Source: RefSeq, a predicted model, not a curated record
GCUUGGAGGGGUUCUCUCUGUGGGAGCACGCCGGGGCCCCUGCGUGCAGGGCACUAGAGAUUGUCAGGGGUGGAGGUGAGGCACUAGAAGCAAAGCAAGCUUGCAGCACAGCUGGAAGACACAGCAGGCUCUGCACUGAGGAAGCCUUUUGAAAAGCUCAGUCAGGAGCUGGAGAGAAGGCUGGCUCAGGAUGAAUGAGCUGAAGCUCGCUGUGCUGGGCAGUAGAGGAGCCGGCAAGUCUGCCCUAACAGUGAGAUUCCUAACCAGGCGUUUCAUUGGAGAAUAUGCUUCUAAUUCUGAGUGCAUCUACACUAAACAUUUGUGUCUGGAUGGGAGGCAAAUGAACUUGGAAAUUUAUGACCCUUGUUCACAGCCACGACAGGGGAAGCUGUCCCUCACUGAUGAACUCCACUGGGCUGACGGAUUUGUCAUUGUGUAUGACAUCAGCGAUAGAGCUUCCUUUGCCUUUGCAAAGGCAUUGCUAUACAGGAUACGAGAUUCCCACCUGGCAGCUUGCAAAAGAGUGGUAGAGUCAGCUGUAUUCUUAGUUGGUAACAAGCAGGAUCUAUGCCAUAUGAGAGAAGUAGGCUGGGAUGAAGGACAAAAGCUGGCAAUGGAUAACAAAUGCCAGUUCUGCGAACUGUCUGCAGCCGAACAUUGUCAGGAAGUGAUGACCAUGUUCACAAAAGUCCUAAGAACCAUCAUCACAAACUUCAAAGUGAAGGAAAAGAGACGACCCAGUGGUUCAAAGUCAAUGGCCAAACUAAUCAACAACAUGUUUGGGAAGAGGAGGAAGUCUGUGUAGUGGAUGUCCUGGCCCAUGGAAACCAUUGAACAAUGAUACACUGAAAUAUUGCAACAGUGGGCCAUAUGCAAUGCUUGGACUCAGCAAAUGAGUACAUGUGUUUAAAAGGUCUCCAUCUGAAGGGAUGAUAUGUCACUACAAACCAAAGAUGAUUGGCGGUAUGGGCCAAUAGACAGAGUACUGCACUGGGAUUCAGAAGACCUGGGUUCUAUUUACAGCACUACCCUGGACCGUGGCAAGUUUCUUCAUCUAUCUGAGCCUCUGUUUCCCCUUUCAACCUGUGUCUUGUCUAUUUAGAGUGUAAGCUCUUAAAAGGACUGUCUUUUACUACCUUGUAGAGUGCCUACCAACAAUGGGGCCUUAAUCUUGGUUGUAGAUUCUAGGUAUUACUGUAAUAUUAAUAAUUUUUUCCAAUGAACUCAGCCUCUCUGUGCCUUGCUGAACAAUAGCCCAACUUCAGAAUUCCAAGAUUUAUCUGUAACAGCAAUUGCACUAAUUGAAACCAGGAUUGGUACUUUGUGAUGUUGCACUUGUAAGUAAAUGGGUGGAGGAUAAUUAAUGCCUGACUUUCAGGGCUUUCUUUCCCUGAAAAGCUGCCAAGAGUAGGGAAUCAGAUAAAUGAGGUCAUCAGCUGUCUCGCAUUUCGGUAUUCCUGCUGGAGCUUGAUGGGAAGAAGUAUGGUCCAGUGGAUAGGAAACUGGAAUGGGAGUUAAGAGCCUUGGGCUCACUUUGGCUCUGCCAUUGACUUGCUGUGUGACCUUGGACAAGGUCUUUUUGGGUGAAAUUUACUCCUAUGCAUCAAUUUGAUCUUCCCUGGCCACCUGGGUAUUUGAAUCCAUGAUUUCACACUUCAGAGGUGGAAGCCAAUCCCUUACACCAUCUUUCACUCCUAUGUAGCUGGCCAGUACAGCCAAUGUACUACUGAAAUCCAACUUAAGAACUCAGGCCAAGAUUGUCAAAAGUAUUUAGGCACCUAACUCCCAUGGAUCUCUGCCCUUAAUUUGGUCCUCUGCAUAGGGGUGAUUUUCACCCUCCAUGCCUCAGUUUUCUUAUCAGCAAUAUGGGUAAAAUGAUUUUUUAUGUAGUCUAUUUUAUUUAGGAGUAGGAUCUGAAAAGCCCCUAAGUAAGGAGCACAAGUCUGACUGGGUUUCAGAGUCAGACUUUCAAUGGACUUUGGUCCUAACUGCCAUGCUCAUUUUAAAACUUAUAUUCAUCACCAUGGUAAUGAAAUGCCUUUGUAAAGCACUUUGAUUUGUAUAGAUAGUGCUAUAGAAGUGUCUUAUUAUUUUUUCCCACACAGGUGCUGAACAUUAGGCACAGGAGUCUAAAUAUUUAAGCAACAGAAAAUCAGGCUCCUUACUGCAUACUUAGGCACCCAUGUCUGAAUGUUUCUGCUUGUACAAAAAUUAUGAAAGGAAAGGUAAGUGGUCUGAAGAUGACUGACUUUCUCCCAUACUGGUUCCAACUAGGGUGACCAGAUAUCCCAAUUUUCAUAGAAUCAUAGAAUCUCAGGGUUGGCAGGGACCUCAGGAGGUCAUCUAGUCCAACCCCCUGCUCAAAGCAGGACCAAACCCAACUAAAUCA